AUGAUACUCCCACGAUGGGUCGUCACUUCGGCGGUGGCUUUGCUUCCACAGGUCUCUGGCUUUGCAUCAACGGACAGCCCAUCAGAUGCAGAUCCAGCGCAGUCAGGCUAUCUGCCAAACCACAACAUGGAUCCAGCAGUCGUUGAUAGCGCCGAGUUUGGUUUGCUCUGGAAAGUACCCUUUAACUACCAAGAACAGUUCUACGCAAAGCCUCUGGUAUAUACACCAAAUGCUGGUGGAAACCAGCUUGUUUUCUUGGCAUCUUCGCAGAAUUGGAUUCGGACCCUAGAUGCCAAGACGGGCGAUCUUCUCAACUCUCGACAGGUCCAUACGCCAUUCUUGCAGACCGACAUUGCUUGCACAGAUAUCCCCAAUUAUAUCGGCAUCAUUGGAACCCCCAUCAUAGAUACUACUAGCGACAUUGUGUACUUUUUCUCCAAGACUUAUAUCCCGAAUUACAGAUACGCGGGAGACACUGGCGCUUACAACGGAGUCUAUUACUUUCACGGCGUGAAUAUCAACACAUUAGCGGACACUUUUCCACCUCUCUUGGUCGACGGCGUUCCGGCCGAUAAUGAUCCGUUGAAAUAUUUCAUUGGAGGGACCGUCCUGCAGCGACCAGCCUUGACUAUGAUUGGCUCCGUUGUCUACGGUGGUUUCGGCGGUCACUGUGACUUGUUCAACUAUACAGGUCAAAUCGUUGGCAUCGAUAUCAAUCUGCAAGAGGUUGUGACCAAUUUCGUUACCGAAGCUGGACCUCUAGUUCCUCAGACCAAUGUCUGGAAUGAGAACCUUGGCGGAGGCCAAGGUGGCAUCUGGAUGAGCGGAAUGGCUCUAUCGACUGACGGUGAACGUCUCUUCUGGGUAUCGGGGAAUGGUGACGGUCACCAAAAUGUUGAUGCGCCUGCCUCCGGAAGCAGCGGCUGCCAAACGCUGGGUGAAGCUUGUGUCAACCUCAACAUUGGUGAUGGCGGUAAGCUGCUUUUGACAGAUUACUUUCAGCCUUACGACUAUCAGAAUUUGGACGGUGGUGAUCAGGACUUUGGCUCGGGUGGUAUCGCACUUCUCGAUCCCACGGUUUUCUAUGGCACCGGUGUUUCCAAGAUGGCCGUGACAGCUGGUAAAAACGGUAAGAUUUACAUCCUCAAUGCCAACAACUUGGGUGGGUACAGAAAUGGCCCAGGCGGAACCGAUGGGAUCAUUCAGACGAUCACGACGAACAAAGCUGUCUUCGGUGGCUCAGGAUCCUAUCCGCUUGAAGGUGGCUACAUCUACUCGACACCCAUCAACUAUCCUACAUACGUGUACAAGCUUGGCUUCGACGGUAACGGUGUUCCACUGUUCACUCAAGUCGGUGCGACUACCGAGAUCUCUGCUGGUCGUGUCGGCGUCGGUAUCCCAACUAUCACCACCUAUCAAGGCAAAGCUGGCACAGCCAUUCUAUGGAUGUGUGAUCCUGACGCCGGUUUGCGGGCUUGGUAUGCCGUGCCGAACCCGGAUGGCACCAUGAAGACGAUCAAUCUGCCGCAAGUCAACGGAUUGAACAAAUUUCAGCGCCCGUCUUUUGGAGACACCCGCCUGUAUGUCACAGACGCUGAGGGAACCGUCUAUUGUCUGGGCUCUCCCGUCAAUCUACCUCUGAAUUGUACUUCGCCUGUCGACUUUGGCAGCGUUGCUCUUGGGAGUAGUCAGACCGAAACGGUCACUUGCAAAGCUGUCAUUGCCAUCAACGAGAUAACCAGUAUCACCACUGGCGAUGCAAAUUUCCAGGUCAAUGCUGCGAAUUUGCCCCAAGGGCCAGUCGCAGCAGGUACCACAUUCAGCUUUCCCGUCAUCUGGAACCUUAGCACAAUACACAAUGGAGAUGCAGCAAAUGCCUCAUAUGGCAAUGUCUCACCUGGUGUCAAAAGUACUGCAUUAACACUUACCACUCUCAACGGGGUGGGAGGAUACUCGACAACAUUUCCCAUCAGCUUGACGGGAACAGAGGUGUCGCAGGACGCUUUUCUCGUCAUAGCUCCAAUCACGGUCGACUACAGUGGGCUUGUCCUUCUGAAUUAUCCAGAAGAUGUUCCCACCAAUUCCCUUUCCUUUACCAUCACCAAUGCGGGGUUGAGCCCUCUCACUAUCCUUGGCUAUGCGUACACUACCGAUGACCUCGACGACGAUGACAUAGACUGGACCAACACUACGUUUGGUGGCGCUACGCAAGAUCUUGGAUACGGCUUCACUGCGAGCGAUCUGCCUGUGGUGGGCACUGUCAUUGCAGGGGGGGCCCAGAUAUCAGUCGACUCGACCUUCACUCCUGUCAAUGGAACUGGUAACUACGGAUCUUUCUUCGAGGUAUGGAGCGAUGGAGGAUCCCAGAACAUCAUUUUGGAAGGCUCUGCCUCUACCGCACCAAUCGCAAAUUUCUCCAUCAGUAACGGCGAAGGCGGUUGGUUGCCGCAGAGCACCCUUCUUAUGGAUUUUGGCGAGGUUGUUCCGGGAACAUCACCAUCAUUGCAAAUCCGCAUUUGCGACGUCGGUGGCUCGGUGCUCGAAGUCACCAAGAGCAAGCCUCCUAACGGCGUCUUUCGUCUGGAUGAUCCUACUGAUCUGCAUGAGUCACAGCAAAUUCCUGUCGAUCAGUGUGCCUACGGGACUGUCAUAUUUGCCACUAACGCUGAGACUCCAAACAAUCCAGAUCAAGUUUAUACAAAUAGCUGGACUUUGAACACCGGCUGUUUUAUCGAUGAUGCCCCGGCGGGGCGAUUGCUUCCCACCCAGCCAUAUGAUAAUAGCUCGAACACCAAUGGUCUUUGCCAAACGGAAGCUCAAGCAGGCAACUACAUCUUCGCCGGUACUGAGUAUCAAACCGAAUGCUGGUUAGGUGAUACACCACCACCCAGCCUCUAUCAAGCCGCCGAAACCUACUGCACAUUCUCCUGCGCCGGCGAUGCGACUCAAGUCUGCGGCGGAUUCGGCGGUUAUCUGAGCGUCUACUACGACUCCACCCGCUAUACCCCAGGAAACAACACUCAGCCUGCCGGCGCACCAAUCACUGUCAAUCAGACUGGAAACUACAACUACAUUGGUUGCUACUCAGAGGCUACAGUUGGUCGCGCACUUUCUGGCUUGGCGCCGGCAAUUCCAGCUGGCAUUGGCAACACGGUCGAGAGCUGUGAGGCUUCUUGUCAGGGGUAUACUUACUUCGGCGUCGAGUACUCCAACGAGUGCUACUGCGGUAACACGAUCAACGCUGGCUCAGUCAACCAGCCUAGCUCGGAUAUCCUUGUCAACGGUUGUUCCAUGCUGUGCGGUGGCAACGUCUCGGAGUACUGCGGCGGUCCGGAUAGGCUUGACAUGUACCAGCUCGAUGGUAGCUUGCCCUUACCCACCUCGACAACAUCGACGCCGGGGACGAGCCCGACACCAACGCCUGGCGCGCCUUCGGUUGUGCCAUCCGCUGGUGGGUUCAGCUACAUUGGCUGCUAUACGGAUAGCACGGCCAAUCGCGCGCUCACAGGGCUUACGAAUCCUGUUGCUGGUGCAACGCUGACCAUCGAGCUCUGCGCCGCUGCUUGCGCUCAGUUCACAUAUUUCGGCGUCGAAUACAGCGCUGAGUGUUACUGCGGGGAUGCCUUGCUAGGAGGUUCGGCUCUAGCUACUGGUGGAAGCGAUCCAACCCAAAAUCUGUGCGAUAUGACUUGCGACGGCAAUACUAGUGAAUACUGCGGCGGUCCGAAUCGACUAAAUACGUAUCAGUACAAUGCCUCGCUCGCCUCUGCUUCCUCGGCUGUUCCCACUGUCACCAAUUCAGCAACGGUUUCUGGCAUUGCGUCCGCAUCGAGUACCAGUUCUUCUACACCAGCGCCCACACCAACUGGACCGAUCACAGUCCAAAAGGGGGUGGGGUUCUCGUACUUAGGAUGCUACAGCGAUAGCGUCAACUCGAGAGCUUUAUCUGGACUCACCAACCCCGGGGUCGCAAGUCAGAAUGAUGUCGAACAAUGUGCUUCCGAGUGUAGUGCUUUCACGUAUUUUGGUGUCGAAUACGGAGCUGAAUGCUACUGUGGUAGCGCCAUCAACGGAGGAUCAGCUCUCGUUGCCGGAAGCACCCCGGACGUUACUGGUUGCAAUAUGGUCUGCAGCGGAAACGCGACAGAGUACUGUGGUGGCUCGAAUCGGAUCAACGUCUACACUUACGUUGCUGUGACCUCGUCAGCUCUUCCGUCAAGCUCCAUUGCAUCGUCGUCGGUCAUUGCCUCGUCGAAUAUCGGAACAUCAUCCAGCAUUACCGCCUCUGUAAUCUCUGCUGCUUCCUCAGCCUCUGUCAUCUCCACAGCAUCAUCUAUCGCGCCCACAUCCACUGGUCCGGUCCACGUCCAAACGGUCGGCAACUACGUCUAUCAAGGUUGCUGGAACGACACCCAACAAGACAGCAACACUCGCACUCUCAGCGGAUUUGCAUAUUUCAAUACUUCCGGUUUGACAGUUGAGCUGUGUGCCGCUCAGUGCACUGGUUAUGCGUGGAUGGGUGUCGAGUAUGGACAGGAGUGCUACUGCGGGACAGCUCCCAAUGUCGGCAGCGCCUGGAAUACUGUGGAGUCCAAGUCUUAUGACCGUAUCCUCCAGCGUGAUCUCGCCCUACAGCGCAUCAACUUUUGCAUCUUCGGUCUCGGUAGCCUCGUCAUCAAAAUUUUCGCUUUCAUCGUCCGUACUAGGUUCCACUAUAGGCUUGGGCAGCGUAUCUUCCGCAACUCCAUCCGCGAUCUCGUCCCCUGGCUCAACUUUGUCCAGCAAGCCAGCCUCGACCUCCGUCUCAUCUGCUGGUCCUACCUCGGCUGCGCCAACAACUCCGUAACGCCGCGUGCCCUCUCCGGCGCCUCCUACACCAACACGUCCGGCAUGACCGUCGAGUCCUGCCAAUCCUACUGCAGCACCAACGGCAACAACUUCCCCCUCGCCGGCCUCGAAUACGGCCAGGAAUGCUACUGCGGCUCCGGUCUCCAAAACUACGCCGCGGUGGGCAAGUCGGGCUGCUCGGAACCGUGCGCGGGCAACGCGUCCGAGAUCUGCGGCAGCGCCAACCUACUCAGUCUGUACAACCUGACGAGCUACCAGCCUCCGUCCACGGUUCCGCAGGUCGGCUACUACGUCUCCCAGGGCUGCUACAACGAGGCGCCGAACGGGCGCCUGCUCGGCGGGCCCUCGUACUCGAACGCCUCGGGCAUGACGGUCGAGUCGUGCGUCCAGUUCUGCCAGGCUUCGACCCCGACCAUGCGGGUCGCGGGCGUCGAGUCCGCCCAGGAAUGCUACUGCGCGUCCACUCUGCCGGGCUCGGCGACCGCGGCGAGCUCGAGCGGUUGCGACGUGCCGUGCUCGGGCAACCGGAAGGAGUUUUGUGGCGGGAGUGGGCUUUUGAACCUUUAUGAGUAUAAUGCGACGAGCGUGAGUGCGCUGGGCGUGCCGGCUACGGGGAGUCAGUCGUGA
Letharia lupina is the source of this 5475-nucleotide messenger RNA. RefSeq lists its product as uncharacterized. NCBI's taxonomy places the organism in Eukaryota, Fungi, Ascomycota, Lecanoromycetes, Lecanorales, Parmeliaceae. The transcript has 9 exons. The coding region runs from base 1 to 5475 and encodes 1824 amino acids. The record is from RefSeq and is a predicted model, not a curated record.